AUGACUGUUGAGAUCAUUGUUUCCUACAGUAUUUUGUUUGGUUUGUUUUUCUAUUUACAGAUUUUUGUUGCCACAGCACUGAUGAUCUUCUUUGGAACAACCAAAUGCGGCCCAGACAAUACUCUUCUGAGACUACAAGAGUUUUGCCACAUUCUCUUGCAAAGUAAGCCGGACAUCAUUCAGUGCUCCGAGAAACCCAGCAGUUACAACAUGAAAGGCAGCAAGGCAGCGUUGUCCUACAUGUGUUGCCUUGGCUACUUCAAAGAUGUCACUAACAUCUACAAGCAAUAUCUCAGCAGCGAUUUCGACCAGUACUUAGCAAGUAUGACCUCGGACAAACAAAUGGCCAGCAUUGGCAAUUUCGUGAUUAUGUGUAAGAAUGAGACUAAAACGUUGAACACCACUGACUUUUCCUAUUGGUGUUCAAAUGGAAAGACAUCAGAUGUGUGCUUUGCACGUUGA
Molecule: messenger RNA, 462 nt
Organism: Candidula unifasciata
Lineage: Eukaryota; Metazoa; Mollusca; Gastropoda; Stylommatophora; Geomitridae
Source: the annotation of a GenBank genome assembly